Molecule: messenger RNA, 434 nt
Organism: Merops nubicus (carmine bee-eater)
Lineage: Eukaryota; Metazoa; Chordata; Aves; Coraciiformes; Meropidae
Product: REST corepressor 3
Exons: 5
Biological process (GO): regulation of transcription by RNA polymerase II; negative regulation of DNA-templated transcription
Cellular component (GO): histone deacetylase complex; transcription regulator complex
Molecular function (GO): transcription corepressor activity
Source: RefSeq, a predicted model, not a curated record
AUGGUUCUUUAUGAAGGUGCCACAAAAUACACUGAUAAAGAUAAUGGAGGGAUGCUUGUAUGGUCUCCAUAUCAUAAUAUUCCAGAUGCCAAGUUGGAUGAAUAUAUAGCAAUAGCAAAAGAAAAACAUGGAUACAAUGUGGAACAGGCUCUCGGCAUGUUGUUCUGGCAUAAACACAAUAUUGAGAAGUCCCUUGCGGAUCUCCCAAACUUCACUCCUUUCCCUGAUGAAUGGACAGUUGAAGAUAAAGUCCUAUUUGAACAAGCCUUUAGCUUUCAUGGAAAGAGCUUUCACAGGAUCCAGCAAAUGCUUCCAGACAAGACUAUUGCAAGCCUUGUAAAAUAUUACUAUUCUUGGAAAAAAACUCGCUCUAGGACAAGCUUGAUGGAUCGGCAGGCUCGAAAACUAGCUAAUAGAAAUAAUCAAGGUGACAG